Molecule: messenger RNA, 2756 nt
Organism: Daktulosphaira vitifoliae (grape phylloxera)
Lineage: Eukaryota; Metazoa; Arthropoda; Insecta; Hemiptera; Phylloxeridae
Product: peptide transporter family 1-like
Exons: 15
Coding region: 398-2461 (687 amino acids)
Biological process (GO): transmembrane transport
Cellular component (GO): membrane
Molecular function (GO): dipeptide transmembrane transporter activity
Source: RefSeq, a predicted model, not a curated record
UUAUAUUAUACUAAUACGAAUCUAUAAUUGAAUAAUAAACUACAUUUGUUACACACUCAUCAACUUAGAAAUACAAUCAACUUAAAAAAAUUUUAAUGAGCCAAUUGUUUCUCCUGUGUAUUAUAUUUGGACUAAAGUGCUCUUAGUUGUCAUUAAACGAACUAACAUUCGACACUGAUGCGUUUAAAUAUUCGCCGGUUAGUACUGCACGUGAGGUAACGCGAUUAUCGCGUUAUGUAGACGUCUUUUAUACACAACACAAUUAUUUUACUAGUACCUAUUGAUAACUUUAUUUUACUAAAUUAUUUCUGGACAUGUAAAUGAUGUAAUAUUUGAAAUAUUUUGUACAAAAUAUACAAUUCUGCAUUGACCGAGUAUAAUCUGUUCAAUUUUCACAAUGGAAAAUAAAUUAUCGGAAGAAAAACUAAAGUUUCCAAAAUCUGUUUGGUACAUAAUAUGCAACGAAUUAUGCGAACGAUUCAACUACUAUGGUCUCAGAACGGUAUUAGUGUUAUACCUUACAACAGCAUUAAAAUAUAAUGACGAUGAUUCUACAAUGAUUUACCAUGGUUUCAUAUUUUUGUCAUAUUUUAUGCCAUUGUUUGGUGCUGUUUUAUCAGAUUCUUACUGGGGAAAAUAUAAAACUAUGAUACAACUAUCAUUAAUUUAUGCUCUGGGAAAUAUUGUUUUGACCGGUGCUUCUAUUGUAGACAUGAUCAACCUAGACAUUCAAAGAAUAAUAGCUUUAAUCGGGUUAGUUUUAAUUUCGAUAGGUACCGGUGGAAUCAAACCAUGCGGCUGUACUUUAGGUGGUGAUCAAUUUAAAUUACCAGAGCAACAAGAACAACUAAAGUAUUUUUUUAAUAGAUACAUCAUCGCUAUUUACAUAGGUGCAACUAUUUCUACUUUUAUAACACCUGAACUACGAAAUACUGUACAUUGUUUUGGAAAAGAUUCAUGUUUUCCUUUAGCAUUUGGUGUACCAGCUAUCCUCAUGAUUUUAGCAAUAAUCAUUGUAGUUCUUGGGAGCAAAAUGUACAUAAAAAAAAAACCGGAACAGGAUGUUAUUCUUCGCACCUUCACAUCAAUUUUUUAUGCAUUACGAAAAAAACUAUUCUCAACAACUGAUCAAAAACAACAUUGGAUCGAAAGUGCUCGAAGUAAAUACACUGACGUUGAAGUUUCAGACUCAAAAGCAGCUUUAGAAGUUUUAUUGAUAUUUUUAUCAUAUCCGUUGUUUUGGGCUCUUUAUGAACAACAAGGUUCACGUUGGACAUUGCAGGCAACAUUAAUGAACGGAAAAAUAGAUAACCUUAAUUGGGUAAUGAAACCCGAUCAAUUACAAACGGUCGUGCCGUUUUUUGCUUUAGUUUUUCUUUUGACAUUUGAUUAUUCAUUAUAUCCCAUUUUAAAGAAACUUGGAAUAAAAAAACCGUUACAACGAAUUAUCUUUAGCUAUUUCCUAGCUAGUAUUGCGUUUAUAGUCACUGCAAUUUUACAGUGGCACAUAUUUGGAGAAACGACAGUUAUAUCUCCUAAUGAAGGACUUGUUAAAAUUUACAAUGGAUUUGACUGUAACGCAACCAUAUCAUCUAUGAAAAUAUUAAAUAUCACAUCAAAAUCAUUAGAUGUGACCGAUAUUAAGUAUUUACCGAUUUUAGAUGUAACGGCAGAUGAUUAUACACUGAGUUUUGAUCCAUCAUGUAGUCCAUUGAAAGAUAGAAAAAUUAAAACCAAUAUAACAAUUCUUAAAGGAAAAUCAAUAUCAUAUUUUCUUACAAGAAAUUUCGAAGAAAAUGUUGUUUUGCUCCGCGUGAAUAAAGAAAGUGACAACUUUUUUAAACCUAAAAAUGGAAACCCCCAAUUAAGGAUUCUAACAAGUGAAAAUAUUCAUAACAAUGAAACAUUUGAAAUAGUUUAUGCAGAUAAAGAUAACAUGAAAACAACUUACAGCUUAUCUAUGUAUCUUAAUGGAUUUUUUCGUGGAGUAAAUCUUGGAAAUUAUAAGCUUCUGCAUAAUGGCAAAUCUUUAAACGAAAGUUUAAAUUUUACUCCUACAACUAUUUACACUCUUAUAGUUCAACGUAAUGAUGAUAAAAUGAACAUAAAACUACUUUCUAUGGACAACGGAAAUUAUCUGCACAUAUUAUGGCAAUCGCCACAGUACUUAUUCAUGAUUACAGCAGAUGUCAUUUUUGUGGCAACAACUAUUGAGUUUUCAUUUACUGAAGCACCACCAAGAAUAAAAUCGUUUAUAUCAGCAUGUUAUUCGUUAACUCAGUCUGUUGGUAACCUGUUGGUAGUCUUUGUAUCUGCUUUGUCAUUUAAAAAUCAAGUGCAUGAAUAUCUGUUAUAUUCUGGUUUGAUGUUUAUUAACACACUUUUUUUAAUUUAUUUAAGUUUAAACUACAAGUACAAGACGUUUAGUGAAAAUAACAUAAAAAAUACUACAGAAAAUUGAAUACUAUACAUUAACUCUUCACAUAACACUUCAUAAUGAUGACCACUAACUUAUUCGAACGAACUUAGAAGAGUAGGCUCCAUCCAUUUGACUAGCUAAAACAAUAUUUUAGGCAAACAAUCACCAAAAAAAGUUUAUAAAGUUACAUUUUAUUGUAUUAGCCUAAACACUAAAAAAUCCUGGGUACUCCACUUUUUAAUAAUCUAUUCAUAUUUUUGUAGAUUGAUAAUGUGUUAUCGUUUAUGUUUAUGUACAGUUUUGUAAUUAAUUAAAAAUAUUAUUGGUAAUUUUUAAA